CAGAACUUUCUUUUUCUUCUCAAAGCAACUCGAAAACAGUUUGAGGAAAAUAAACCGGAUGAACUGCACCCCAAGACUCCCUGCGAUAUAUGGGUAGGAAUUUACUGUAAUAAUACAAUGUCCCUUUAAAUACAUAAAUAACCUAGAACGUGCGAUUUCCGUGUGAGUUCAGUGAAUAAACCCUGCAUUUCACAGGUCGCUGCCACCAUGCAAUGCCAAGAAUUAGUAGGUGAUAUGGUCAUAGUCCAUUAACAUUGCAGCUUAGAUUGCUAGCUCUUGCGCUCACAGAAUGUUACCAGGUGUUUGGGAUUAGAGGUCGCAAAAUGCGGAAAUAAUGGUCUGGGGUUUAAAGGGAGAAAGGUAUGAAAACUGUGACAUCAGAGUUAACUUUCAGGGAAUUUGAGAGAGGGCCAAGAAUCCUGAUGGGGGAGGGAGGGGAGGAGAGGGGGAGGAAAUGAGGAAAAGAAAGAGGGAGGGGAGGAGAAAAACUAAACACAAGCUGAAAAGAAGAGGUGAAGAGAACACUUGUUGCGAGAGCUGGUCCAGGAUGGAGAUAUUAAACGGUAGGUAGUUACUGGCUGCUUUUGGAGUGGCCUAACUCAGACAUGGUGCUUCUCGCUCUGGGUGUAACCUGAGUAGAGGCUCACAUGGAAAGUCCUGUGCAAUGUGAGCAACUGUGACAGCUAGGUUUAGGCUGGGGGGGGGGGACUUUUGGAAUUUGGGGGAGCACUAGGUAAGUGUGUGAAUUAUGGGGGGGACAGAGUCUGAUAGUAAGGGGAGACAGGCAUGCUAAAUGGGGGGACAGACCCAGAGUCCGCUGGAAGUCGCUGGUAGGGGGGAACAGGCAUGCUAAAUGGGGACAAUGUCCCAGCUAGUAGAGGGAGCAGAGCAUGCACUAUGCUAGAGAGACAGACCCCAAGUCCCUAAGCUGGUAGAGAGACAGAGCAUGCUAAAUAGAGACAGCCCCAGGAAUCGCUGGUAGGGGAACAGAGCAUGCCCCAACUGAGAGGACAGACCCAGAAGUCGCUGGGGGAGACAGGCAUGCUAACUGGGGGACAGGCCAGAGUCCGCUGGUAGGGAGACAGGCAUGCUAACUGGAGGAAGAGCCAGGAGUCCAAGGGGGGAGUAGGGAGACAGGCACAUGCUAAAUGGGGGGGACAGACCCAGAGUGCCCCGCUACAGAGACGAGGAGUCAGAGACAGGCAUGCUAACUGGGGACAGACCCAGAGUCACGCUGGUAGGGGGGGGAGACAGGCAUGCUAAAUGGGGACAGACCCAGGGAAGUCCGCUGGUAGGGGAGGCAGGCAUGCUAGCAGGAGGAGGACAGGCCAGGGGUCCGCUGGGAGACAGGCAUGCUACACAGAGGGACAGACCAGGGGAGUCCGCUGGUAGGGGAACAGAGCAUGCUAACUGAGAGACAGACCUUAGAAGUCCGCUGGUAGGGGAGGCAAGCAUGCUAGAGACGAACCCAGAGUCGCUGGUAGAGAACGAGCAUAUAACAGGCAUGCUAAAUAGGGAACAGAGCAUACAAUAGAGACACACCAGUGUCCGCUGGGGGAGACAGGCAUGCUAACUGAGGGACGAACCCAGAAGUCGCUGGUAGAACCCAGAGUCGCUGGUAAGGGGAAGACCAAGUCGCUGGCUGAGGGAACCCAAGGCAGCCUUGAAGUCGCUGGUAGGGAGCCCAGAGUCACGCUGGUAGGGAACCCAGGGAAGUGGCUGGGGGGGGAGCCAGAGGGAGACCCAGAGUCGCUGGUAGGGAGCCAGAAUCCCGCUGUGGGGAACCCACGACAUGCUAACUGGGGGAGGACACACAGAAGUCCGCUGGUAGAGGAGGAGCAAGGUAUGCCCCAGCUGGUAGAGGACAGCCCAAACUCACGCUGGUAGGGAGACAGGGUAUGCUAACUGAGAGACGAACACAGGAAUCGCUGGUAAAGGGAGACAGGCAUGUGAAUGAGAGUGUAGAGACACAGAUCGCUGGCAGAGAAUAGGCAUAUGAAUCAGGAAUUUAGGGGAACGAACACAAGUCACAAGUAGAGCAGUAACACUAACACAGACAGAACACAGAAGGGAUCCACAGGGAGCGCUCAGGGUAGCUGGAGACAGGUAUACUAACUGAGACAACACAGAAGUCGCUAGUAGGGGAAGACAGAAGCUAACUGAGAGACGAACACAGAAAUCCCGCUGGGGGAACAGAGCAUAGAAUCAGAGGAACGGAGACAGGCCUAGAAACGUCGCUGGUAGAACCAAGGGGUAGACAACAUGUAACUUUCGAGGGACAGACACAGGAGUCCCGCUGGUAGGGGAGACAGGCAUGUGCCCAAAUCAGAGGUGAGGGGGACAGACACAGGAGUCUGCUGGUAGGAGGAGACAGGCAUGUUAACUGGGGGGACAGACACAGAGUCCGAUGGUAGGGAGAGACCGGCAUACAAAUAGCCAAAGUGGAAUAAGUCAGCAAUGCUUUAGUUUAGCUACUGCGGCCUUAAAUUUAAAAUCACUUUGCAUAUUGUAUAUUUGAACACUGAGCAUGUGAUUGGGGGGGAGAUACACAUUGUGUACUGGGGAAUACAGGGAGAGCUGGGUGUAGUGAGAAAGCUGGAGUAGAAUGGGUGGGGUGGAGCCAAAGACCAGAGACCACCCUGUGAGAAGUGGAUUUCAGUGCUGGGAGUACAGGGUGACGGGCUGGAGUUAGAGGAGCGUGGUGGGUGUUUGGUCACAGAGCUGCACAGGAGUGGAAGGUUGACUGCGUGAAGGAAUACUAAAGUGCCCUGGCGACUUGGUGCGAGACAGCGGUACGUGCCGUGGGAGUUGGUGCGAGACAGCGGUACGUGCCGUGGGAGUUGGUGCAAGACAGCGGUACGUGCCGUGGCGAGUUGGUGCGAGACAGCAGUAUGCCGUGGUGCAAGACAGCAGUAUGUGCCGUGGUCAGUGGACUGGCAUAAUAGUGUGUGCUGGCAGUGGGAUAGCCGUAUGAUGUGCAUGGUUUUCAUUAGAGCCCACUAACCCCUAUUAGUUUUGUGCACAACUGUGUUUCUGCUUUGGCAAACUAAUAAAAUCCCUUUCAAUCUUUAACUGAUUAAGAUCCCACUGGUAAAUCCCGAACAGAUCUGUUCGUUCAGGCGUAUAUUGAACGGAAUAAAAUUUUUGCUCGACCCAGCUGUAACACAUUUGUCUACUCCCUGCCAGCCAGCCCAGGUGUCGGGAAUUAGGGUGCCGUGCAGGGAAGGGCUAGGUAUGUAUGUCCUGACAGCAGGUUAUGGACAGGCUCAAGGUAUGAGUAAGUUUUGCUGUGUGUGCCAUGGCAUUGGAGGGCAGGGACAGGUUUUGAAUGUCUGAUGGCAGGGCCAGGCAUCCGUUGUGGGGCUAGGCCCAGUGUCCAUGCCAGGGAGACUGGGACAGGCUUAGGUGUCCAUUCCGAGAGGGAGAUGCCAGGCUCGGUGUCUGUGCCGUGGCAGCAGGGUCAGGCCCUGUCUGUUCCGGGGCAGUGGGUGCGCGCCUCGGCAACCUGUGUGUUUUGUACCCAAGCACGAUGGGUGCGGUGUUGGGAUAGAGAACUUAGUGUUGUAUAAACCAGACUGCUGUGUGGGCAGACACCGAAAUACACAACCCUGCAGGAAUCUGGUACAGCAGGGACAUGAGAUACCAGAACAAUAGGAAUAUUAUCCUCCCAGCUCCGGCAGCCUUCAUGCUGUGCUAGAAUGAGCUGCCAACUUUCUAUUACACAUCUGCUCCAACAUCCCAACGGAGUACGGCAGAGACACCUUGUAAAUACACCUAAAAGCUACAGCUUCCCACAAUAUCCCCAAAACUCUGACUUGUGCUUUCCUCUCAUCGCAGAUCACCUGCUCGACAUUCUGUCCAUCCAGGAGGAAGAUGGAAAGGAGAACAAACGCCAGGCCCUGAGACUGGUUGUUUUCAUGAGAGCGCAGUCUGACGGAUUAGUGAAAGAAUAUGUAAGUUCUCUGAAUGGCCAUCGUUGAGUUUGGGUUAUUCUGUCCCUCUCGAAAGACUUGCCUUGCAGUCGCAAUUUAUUAUACUCUGAAAACUGUGUAUAGCAUCACAUUCCCUCUGAGCAUUCCAUUAAUACCAGGAUUGCAACAUAUUUCUGGUCUGUACGCUUCGCCAUCCCAGCUAGCGUGGGGACUGAGCAUUGUGGGUAAGGAAGUUCACAAACCUCUAGGUUAUCCAUAGCAUCUUAAAAUAGUCCUAAAUCAAACAUUUUAUGAGAUAAUGGAUAAAGUGGAGAUCUGGCCAGUCUAGAAUAAUUUAUUUCUAAAUCUUAACAACAGCAGAUUAGAGAACUAUGCCAGUAUUUAGGCAUUUUAAAGAAAAUGUCUUCUGAGUUGUCCUAUGAGUUUACAAUCUAGAGGGGAUAGAGCAGCCGUAGGCAACUUCUGCACCCCCUCCCAAAUUAAGAAAUCUAAUGCAAGCUCCUAAACAGUUGAUGUUCCACCAGACAAAGCUCACACAGAGAGCUUCCUGCUUCCUGUCUGAUAUAUUGGAGGCAGGGAGCGAUACUUGGGUAAGAAGUCAAACCAUUCUAAAACUGUUACAAUGGGGGGCCCUCCUGGCACCAUAACCACUACAGUGAGCUGUAGUGGUUAUAGUGAUUGGAGUGUUCCUUUUAAAUAAGCAAUAGUAGUUUCUGAUUACUGUACAAGGGGCGGCAAAGCAGAUAAUCAUUCUAGGAUGUGGGGAAUAGUAUAAAUACACAAAGUAAAGAGGAAUGGAAUGAUAGACCAAGAGGAAAAAUACACUUCUGACAUAGAAAAACAAAUGAAUGUCACAUUAUUGCAAAGUUAAAGAAGUUCAGAUGUGUUUGUGGCUGGAAGCUAUUUAAUUAAGUCAGUGUCCCACGUGUGAACGGUCAGAGAACAGAUGGACCCACGUUCAGUGAAACCAGAGCUGUGUACGCAAAGCGGCCACAAAUGGCGCACAUCAGAGUCCCGUGUCCGGGUGUAGUUAUUAAAAAUAUAAUUUUUUCACACAGCUAUUCAUUUUAAGUGUUUUUCACAUUCUAGUCCACAAUGGAAAAAGUGAAAAAUAUAAACUUUUCUUGUUUUAGAAUAUGAAACUCCCUUUUAAUUCCCAGCAUUUCAAACUUUAAUGAUUAACCCUGAACAUGUUUUAUAGGACACCGCAGUGCGUUCAACUGGAGAAAUGACACAGAGGAAGAUGUCACAGGAGAUUAUAUGUUUAACACCAAGUUGCAAAAUUCUUGCAAAAAAAUAAUAAUUUUUUGAAUUCGCCAACAUCACAGCUUGGCUAAUUUAUCCAGAAUCUUGUAAUUCAUGCAAUUAUAAAACUGUCUCUCGAGUCUUUGAUGCUCACAACCCAUACAUACAGGAGCAGAACCCAGAUGUAGUUAGUUGGUAACUUUUGUUGAUUCCAGUGAUUAAAUCUCAUGUUAACACUCCUAAUGCGCCACUACACUCUUACAUUAUCUAAUUUAUCAACAGAUUCCAUUUGUUCUCCUCCUUGCUUAUACAUGGUAUCUUCUUCUGAUUUACAGUUACAUUUUCAAGGUGCUCCACUGUCUAAUCCUGACUAUAACCAGAAGCCUCAGACAGAAGGUCUACCAACUCUAGAGGACCUCCCAGCCUCCCCCUGGAAGCGGCUGUCUCUUAGUGUCUCUGCUUUCGCAUCUCUGGCGAGUUGGUUUGAAUCUGUCAUACUCUGGCAAACCGACCUCAACCCCAAAGCCAAACAGUUGCACAAACGCUUGGAGACUUGUCACCAGCAGUUAAAAGCCUUGUGUUCCAGCCUUGCCACUAUCCUUGGGAGGACAGACCUCUCCUAUCCUUCCACACCCACAGUCUCAAAGACGUUUGCCAAGAAGAUCGCCGGCUAUGCUGUGUGUGUGAGUUUCAUCAACUGGCUCCAGCAAACUGAAAGGGACCUUGCCAUCCUUAUUGCAGAGACGGCUGUGUAGCUUCAUACAGAUGGACAUUAGCAACUGACCUACCUCACAGAGGACACCUGGUAGAUGUAUCUGAAUCUUGUAUGUAACAGACUUUCACUUAGAACUGGCUGUUACAAGCCAUUAACACUCCUGCAAUACCAAAACUACUGUAGAACCCUGAAUCUUGUCCUGAGCCCGUGGAAAAAGAUAUCACGUUGGAAUGUGGAUGUAGUGGCAUCCCCCGCAGGUUGGACUUUUUCGUUUUAAUCUUUUCCAGCAAGUGCCUAUGGUAUGCAAUGGCUCGAGGCCAAAAGCACGAUCCUUGCGAUUUUCGUAAAAUGGACCUUCUGAUCUUCUUUCAGCCUGUACCAUCUUGGCUCCAUGUGUACAGAUACAGGAUUUAGAUUCCCUUUUGCACACUCAACUUCACUGUUUUAAGGCUUGUAUUUUAGUUUAUAUUUUGACUAAUUUUAAAAAUUAAAGAUGGCUUUUACUUAAGUUGUAUAACUUUAAUUUGACUUCUUUAUGGUGAGCUGGUAGCGAUAUCAUCCCAAAGCAUGGACUAGCAUAACCACCACUUCCUGGGGCUGUCUGACGUAAUGUAGGUUUGUCUUCUCAAAACAGUCAAUUAUCCCGUUCACUCCUAUAAUUACUUCUCAAGUUCCCUGCAUUGUCUAG
This is a messenger RNA of Pelobates cultripes (western spadefoot toad), 6580 nucleotides long. NCBI's taxonomy places the organism in Eukaryota, Metazoa, Chordata, Amphibia, Anura, Pelobatidae. The record is from the annotation of a GenBank genome assembly.